AUGGAUGAAGCAGAAGACACUCCUCUGUUGCCCUUUGCAAAGCAGUCCAAGAUGGUCAAGCGGUCCAUCCCAGAGGCAGAGGAUCCUCAUGCUGACUUCUCCAAGAGAGAGUUUUGGGAUUGGCUCAGCCAGCACCCCAGCUCUCCUUGGAUGGAAGAAUACCAGGAGGCGCCCUCCCUGCUGACCUCCGGUCGCAGGGCACAAAGGCCCAGCAGUGGUGACCAGGCUGAGGCCGGACCCCUCUCCUGGGAGGUGGUCCCAGCCCUCCAGAAGCUCCCGUCCCCCAAGGAGCUCUUCUGGAAGAAGAAAGGGGGGCGGAAGCGGAAGAGCUUGGAGAAUGCCCGGGCCCUGUCGGUGUUUUGCCACCUGGAGGAGCUGAAGAGGAGGCAGAGCAGCAUCGAUGAGCUGAAGAAGGCCACAUGGGGAGUGUGUCUGCCCAAGGCCUUGGGUGAAGGGGAAGAGGCGCCCCACCCCCUCGCAAAAGCCGUGCCCCAUGAAAGCCCACUCCGACCAUUCAGCAUGCCAAUGUCCACUCACUUCUACGAAGAGCGCUCGUUGGGGGACCGAUACUGCCAUGCUCAGCUCCUGUAUCCCGAGUGGAACCCCUCUGCCAGGGAGCAGCUGGAGAUCUCUCGGGAGAGCCCUGUGGUCUCCUACACUGUGGCCACCCAUCAGAGAGGCCCACGGGCCACAGUGAGGGCAGCAGCAUGCCAGCUGGAAGAGGAGGAGGAGGACUUUUGGGGGUUCCAACUACAGUCUGAGGAAUGAUGGGCCCUUGCCACAUGGAGGACGGAGAGGGAAAGGUGCACUUGCUCCACGCAUGAAGGUGCACAAAGAAGA
Anolis sagrei ordinatus is the source of this 840-nucleotide messenger RNA. It is a transcript of the gene INCA1, whose product is annotated as inhibitor of CDK, cyclin A1 interacting protein 1. NCBI's taxonomy places the organism in Eukaryota, Metazoa, Chordata, Lepidosauria, Squamata, Anolidae. Gene Ontology annotation, cellular component: cytoplasm. Gene Ontology annotation, molecular function: cyclin binding; cyclin-dependent protein serine/threonine kinase inhibitor activity. Gene Ontology annotation, biological process: negative regulation of cyclin-dependent protein serine/threonine kinase activity; negative regulation of cell population proliferation. The record is from RefSeq and is a predicted model, not a curated record.